AUGUAUGGCUACCAGGUUGUAUGUGUACCAGGUUGUAGUAGUACCAGAUUAAACAAGUGCCUAAAUGAGCGCCGUAGACGUGACCAAGAGAAUCACUAUUUUGAGGAGCUUGCGGAGAUUAUUACAGCGAGCUUAACGGAUAUGUCGAGUACAUUCUCCGUGAAACCCGAGAAGUGUGCAAUCCUUCAGGAGACUGUCAAACAAAUUAAACAAAUCAAACAAGGAAAUUCUGGGGGCGGGGAUUCGGCAGUACAACAGAGUCAAGUGUCAUCGAGUAAACCUGCCAUCUUAGCAGACGACAUCUUAGGACCUUUGCUUUUAGAGGCUUUGGAUGGGUUCUUAUUUGUUGUGAAUUCACAAGGAAAAGUUGAAUUUGUGUCUGACAACGUAACCCAGUUUAUAAAAUAUUCACAGGAUGAUCUAAUUGGCAAAAGUGUUUACAAUAUAAUCCAUGUAGGAGACCAUGCUCAGUUCAGCAACAACCUUCUUCCUAUGUCAGUCAGUAGUGGCAUUGGAGGAAUAAGUUGGCCGUCGGACAAUCUUGGUGGAAAAGGUCGUGUAUUCAAUUGUCGGCUGCUUAUUAAACCUUCAUGCAAUGAUAACGAUGAUUUGGAAACCAAACAAACAUACGUCCAUCAGUACGAAAGCUUGCAAAUUUCAUCCAUUCUACACCCAUUUGAUACGUUCAUUGAAAACUCGGAGAAUAAUGACACGAGCUCCAGUCUAGUGUGUAUCGCACGUAGACUCCCUCUUGCUGAGAAGACAAAUACAAUGCUUGGAGUGGAACAGUUUACUACAAAGCAGGAUUUAAAUGGAAAAAUAAUUGGCUGUGAUAUCAGUGGAAUAGCCCCAGGGCGAUUUAGCUGUCCGGACUUUGUUGGUCAGAAUAUUCAAGAGUUUUGUCAUGCUAAUGAUUUGCAACAAUUGUCCAAACAUUUACAAGAAGCUGUUAAUAAUGGAAGUAACACAAGCGGUGUGUACCGCUUUAAAAUGCAGGAAAGCCGCUAUGCCUUUGUUCAGACUAAGAGCAAGUUGUUCCAGAAUGCCAUCAAUGGAUCAUCAGAGUUUAUUAUGUCCACUCACUCAAUUAUCAGGGAAUGCGAUUCUGACAAUGAACUCAAAGGUUCAGCUUCUACAAGUCUUAUGAAAUCAAUCAUCGGACCUAGAAUACAACAGACACUUCUAAAAGCUCAGACACCUAUAUCAAAUGUGAACACAUCCAUGGCCAAUAUGGCUUUAGUUGGAAAUAACAUUAUGCCGGGUUUAAACUCGGCAAACUUAUUCGGAGUGAAAGACAAUAGUAGUGAUGACUUUUUCAACCAGCUUGGCUGGGACGGAAAUUUAUCGGACUCCUCAGUGAGCAGUACGGGAAAUUCACAUAUGAAUUCGACUUACCAAAGUGUUGCAAAUACAUCUACCUCGUCUUUUUCAAAUUCGUGGAGUUCGUCGCAAGUGAAGUUGUCGCAAGUUCAGCAGCAGUUGCAGCGAAGCUUGUCCACGUCGUCGCAGCGUAGCCAGGUUACGAAUAGUAACAAUAUGACUGGCUCGGGAAACAAACGACCAAGUGUGCUCUUGGGGCAACUUGGCCAAAGGAGUUCAAGUCUUGACCUUGGACAGAUGCAGGGUCAAUCCCCGAUUCCACAACCUCAAAAGAGUCCAAGUUACACGCAGAGUAGAAAUGGGGGAUUUCAAAUUCCCGCUCAGAGAGGUGUAAUGGGAUAUAAUAGACGUAGUCCCGCUGCGUCACCUGUACCUAGUAUGGGGCAGGGUAACUUUAGUACCCCAUUCUCUCCACGGACCCCAUCUCCAAUGCUCUCUCCUUCACCAGGUAUGCCAGCAUCAGGUUGGGGGCACCAGCCAAUGACCAGUAGUGCCGGACAAUCCGGGGGUCACCAGCUGUUCGAUGACCAAUCAUCAUACACGCACGAGCGUCUUCUGCAGCAUCUUACCGGGCUUGAGAGUAUUACUGGUGACAAAAAAAUCAAACGCUCAGGAAAACUCUGUCAGUUGCUCACUCAUAAUAGUCCUCCAUCCAGUUCAAGGAAGUCGGAGCCCGGAACACCGAAAAGUGGGCGGAGUCGGCAUAACAGUCGACAAGGGUACAUGGAGAUGUCGCCCGCUGACAGUAUACAAUCGCCUCAACCCGGACCUGGUCAGAGCCCGCCCGAGAAGCCACAGAGCACAUCUAAUGACGACGGGGAACACGUCGUUCAUACAGACCAUAAGGACACAAAUCCUUUGUUAAAAUCGUUACUUAGUCAAGAGGACGGUACUGAUGACGGAUCAGUCAAGGAAGACAACUCUUCAGUGAAAAAUGAGCAGACGGCAGAGGCACAAGCUGUGAAGACUGCUAGCACGGUGGAGAUGGAGAAAAAUGAGGCUGAGGCUAAAAAGCCGAGUAACAUUUUGUUAAAGGUAAAUAGCAAAUAUCAAGAGAGUACAAGUAUCGAUUCAGAACUUGCCCGCCAACGGCACCAGUCAGGCCCUCAGGAGCCUCAGUCAACUACAACUCACUCAUUACCCAUGCCUCCCCUUUCCUCACCCCUCACAUCACCUGUGAUGCAAAACUUUAAUAAGUCACAGAAUAGUCAUGUAGAUUCCUCACUAUUGAAAGGAUUGUUUAACUCUAGUUCUAGCUUGGGUCAUAAUCUGGUGACUAAUACAAACUCGAGUGCCUUUGCCUCGAUGAAUGGCUCCAUUGACAAUAGGGCAUCUAAUGCGGCAGGGGCGAGUGAAGGGGUAGCAGUGUCACGCGAGAAAAAAAUCGAUAAACUAUUGCAUUUAUUGUGGGAGGAUAAUUCGAACGACGGGGCAAGAGAGACAAUGCGCGAACGAAUUCAGAGUUUAAAACGGAAAGCAGACAUGUUAGAGAGUGAUACAGAACAAAAUAGUGCAUUAUCGGGGGGAUUGUCAUCCUCCCAAUCAUCAAAACUCAGUAAGGAGAAUGCUUUACUAACUCAGCUUUUGUCUAAAAAGGCCAACAAUGAUAUUGUUGUGAAUACUUUAAGUACGAUACAGCCAUCUGGUAUACCACAACAAAGAAUUCCACAAAAUAUCGCGUCGAAACUUUUAAAAGUGAAUCCCUCGUCAUUCAUUUCCGCAAGUAGCGGGAGUGAAGCGAAGAGAGCACGUACGGAUAGUGGGAACAAUAACCAGUUGUCGACUUUGGAGCGUGCUUUAAGUGCGCCGAAACAAGACAUUAAUACAAUCUCUUCUACUCAAUCGUUCGAUGCCAUGAUGGAGAUUGGACAGAAUUCAAAUUCGGGAAUUUUAUUCUACAAAACUACUAUAAAAAAGGGCAGUGGUAGUAGUUGGGGGCCCCAAUAUAACCGAAGUGGGAAACUAGAGACAAUACUGAACCCCUUGUCGCCUUUAGAUUUUUCAAAAAAAGGCCCCCAAAACGUUCAGCAGGGUAUUACAUUGGGAUCUUUUCCAGAGUCGAAUCAAAAUGUUAAGCCGGAACCUGUCGGACUGGUGAACAAUAGUGCUCAAUCUUUGUCCAGUCACCCAAGUUUGAAUAACAAUUCCUACCAGAAAAAUAACAACAACAUAAACUCUGAUAUUUUACAACAGUUGGAGCAGGCCCUUAAUGAAUCCAAUUUUAACCUCGAUUUAUUGCUUGGCAACAGUAACGUGUCAAGCAUGGAUGAACAGGUUGCCAUUGACGCUAUUCAGAAGCAGUUGAUGAUGGAUAUGCCUGUGUUAUCAACAGGGGUGUCGGCAUCUAAUGUACAGACACCUAGUUUAGACAGUGGACGUGUUCAGGCCAGGUUUAGUCAGAAUAUUCCGGUACCCAAUCAAUCAACCGGUUCCCAAAUUCAGCAAAAUAUGAUAGGGAAUCAGUUAUCGGAGCGAAAUCAGGUUGCACCCAGUGGGUUUCAAAAUCUUGGGUCUCUGCGUCAAGGUAUGGGUGUUCCUAAUAGACCCCAUCAGCAACUGCCUGGGUAUAACCAGGCAACCCCAACAGGGCAAAAUUAUCCUGGACAGGGGCCAAGACUUCCUCAUCCACAAGGUGCCUUACCAUCUCCAACACAACAACAACAACAACAGAGGCCAAUGUUUGCUAACUCGAAUCCCAAUUCUACGGCCAUGCAGGUACGACAAUCACUGCUUCAACAGCAAAAGUUAAAACAAAUGCGGGAACGGAACAAACAUGUACAACAACAGCAAGAUAGACAGAAAUUGUUGAUGCAGCAACAACAACAACAACAGCAACAACGUUCACAGUUCAGUCCGCAGUAUUCAGGUCAAAGGGGACCACAGGACAAUCUAUCUAUGGGAGGUAAUAAUGUAAUGCCGCCGUUUCCAAUGGAAAACCUGUCGGAGCUCAUGAAUAGUGGGACGGCACCGAACGUUACCCUUCAGCGGAACCAGAUCCCAGGUCCAAUGUCGCCGCGAUAUCAGACAUUACCAGGUCAGCCGGCCCAGAAUCCCAACAUGGGUUCAAUGAUGCCACCAAAUCCGCAGCUGUCUCCGAACUUUAAUCAGGCUCAGCAGCAGCAGCAGCAACAACAGUGGAAUAUUAGGCCAGGGCCGACCAGUAUGGCUAUAUCCCCGCAGAAAUCUCAGAAUCAAGGGAGCGGCCAGCUGGGUUUGAAUUCACACAGUAUGGACAUUGAUCUGACAAGUUUGUUCGACAGCAGUAAAAAGCCAAUAGAUGUGCCAUUAAGUGUCAACACUCCCGGCCCUCCAAAGACAAUCAAGGAAGAAUUGCGCAAUUUUUGUAAUGCAAGAUCUCAGAACAGCCUUCAAGGUCAAAGUUCACUCCAAAACAGCUUGCAUGGUCAGAAUUCACUGCAGAGCAGUCUUCAAGGUCAAAGUUCUCUUCAGAGCAGUCUCCAAGGUCAAAGUUCACUUCAAAAUAGUCUUCAGGGUCAAAAUUCACUACAAAAUCAAAACUUCAUACAGAAUCAGGUGUCAAUGCAUAAUUCUCUGCAAGGUCACAUGAUGUCGGCGCACCAAUCACAUCAAGUGCAGCAGACACAACAGUUCAUGUCAUCUGUGCAGCAGACGCAGCAGCAUCAGUCAAUGGAACAAGACACAAUGUCUGAACUACCACUGGAUAUUUUAGAACAGAUUAAUGAGAUGACACAAGAUCAUGGCAUUAGUCAGCCUGACUUUAAAGAAGAAGUGAUUGUGCCAAAGAAAAGAGAAGAAGCAAAAAGCAGAUACGUUAAGUUUCAGCAACUGGCCAAUUCAGCAGAUCCUGAUAGUAAGGCAACGAGUUUGUUCCGGAAGCAGUUGACGUCUCAGGGUGCUGAUAGAGCAACCUCGGCUUCCGCGGACACGAGCACCUCAACAUUCAAUGAUCCUCAUUCGUCUGUUAAUGUUGUACAAAAUGAACCAAGGACACCUAUAGAAGAAAUCAAGCCAGCCAAUCAGAAGGACAGUUUAUUGCAGCAGUUAUUGUCAGAUUGAUGAAGGCUUAUUAUUUAGGGAUGUAAAUAUUUUUCAUACAUUUUCUUCAUCAGAAGUUUAAAGAAGUGUACCUCAGUUCAGGGGAGAGUAUCUUUUACUGCCCCCACUCUGCAGGAUUUUUUUUUAAGAAAAAAGGGGAAGUUACUCCAAUAGGAUUGGAUAAAGUUACUCUGAAGCUCCCAUUUUAAGAAUGGAGAGUAUUCCUCAUAAAAGAGAACCUGGAACUCUCCUUUCAGGGAGUUUAUUUUGAACAGACUCUUCAAUAGAGAAGUCACAUUUUAGUGCUCAAUUGGAUUAUCUCGGGUAUGUUUUGCUGACUACAGAUAUUGUGUAGAGAAACAAAAGCAAUUAAGUGUUUUACAAAAGUAUUAGAUUUUUCUUUCCUAGAAAUAACUUGUGCUAAAGCACAAAGUGGAAAUCAAGAAAAAUAGUGGAAGGAAGGGAGUUUGUGUUGCAUUGUGAAAGAAAGGGGUUGGUGAAAAAACAGAAUUAAAAAAGAAAUACUUUGUGCAAAAGUUGAUUGUUAACAAAGAGAUUAGUGAAUGGAUUAGUGAAGGACUAAGAAUGUGAUCAAGACUUAAUGCUCGAAAGAAAUACUUUGUUUUUUUCUUCUGUUAAAAGCAACUUUUCGUUAAGCUGCAAGUGCUUUUCAAACAGCUGUGAUAUUUUGUGAAGUGAAAGUAGAUUGAAAGUUGCCAUGGUGACUACUUGUUACUGGCUACGCUGUUGCGAGAAUCGUCUCCCUUGAGAAAACUGACCAUGUACGGGUUUUCUGUAAUAAUGACACAAACAUCUUGUGAAGACUUUGUUGAUAAAGUGUAAAAUAUAUACAGAGAAAAAAAGACAAAAGCUGUUCGAUAUUUAUUUUUCCUCGAUUUUAAGGAAAAUGUUCGGAAAGCUUACACUUGCGCAUGAAACUGUUUUGGAUUUAAAACUCACUGUGCCACAAUGGAAUUUGAUUAUUAUAAAGUAUGUUUUGAUCUCAAAAUAUAUAUCUUUACAGAGAUAGACAUGAUCUCUAUGGAGAGGGUUGGAUUUUUGAUAUCGACAAAGCUUCACAUAUUUUAAUAUAAAUGAAUUUUUUAAGGAUAUCUAUUAAAGUAUAAUUAUAAAGAUUAUGAAAUUUCUGCACUUUUUGUUAAGUGUUUUGUUAGUGAUUUGUGCUACAAAUAUGAGUUCUAUGUGAUUAAUGCUUAGUGGAGUGGUAGUUGCUAGGCAUUGUGUCAGGUGAUUGUUGCCAGGCAUUAUGUUUUAUGACAGUUGCUAGGUAUAUUGUCAAUAUUAGUCCUCUUACAGUUGCUAGGCAUUGUGACUGGGAAUUUUGUCAGGUGACAGUUGCUAGGUAUUGUUCCAGGUGACAGGUUCUAAGCAUUGUGUCAGGUGACAGUCGCUAGGCAGUGUGUCAGGUUACAGUUGCCUUACAUUAUAUAAGGUGACAGUUGCCUGACAUUAUGUGAGGUGACAGUUGCUAGGCACUGUGUCAGGUGACUGUUGCUAGGCAUUGUGUCAGGUGACAGUUGCCUGACGUGAGGUGACAGUUGCUAGGCAAUAUGUCAGGUGACAGUUGCUAUGCAUUGUGUCAGGUGACAGUUGCUAGGCAUUGUGUCAGGUGACUGUUGCUAGGCAUUAUGUCAGGUGACAGUUGCCUGACAUGUGAGGUGACACUUGCUAGGCAUUAUGUUAGGUGACAGUUGCUAGGCAUUAUGUCAGGUGACAGUUGCGAGGCAUUAUGUCAGGUGACAGUUGCUAGGCAUUAUGUUAGGUUACAGUUGCUAAGCAUUAUGUCAGGUGACAAUUGCUAGGAAUUGUGUCAGGUGACAGUUGCUAGGCAUUAUGUCAGAUGACAGUUGCUAGGCAUUAUGUCAGGUGACAGUUGCUAGGCAUUGUGUCAGGUGACAGUUGCUAUACAUUAUGUCAGGUGGCAGUUGCUAGGCAUUGUGUCAGGUGACAGUUGCAAGGCAUUAUGUCAGGUGACAGUUGCUAGACAUUAUGUCGGGUGACAGUUGCUAGGCAAUUGAUAAGGCAACUGUUGCUAGGCAAUGCAUCCAGUGACAAUUAUUAGACAAUUAUUAGUAUUGUUUCUAGGCAUUUAAUCAAGUCAAAUUUACUUGAAAUCAAGUAUUGAAUUUGCUCAGAAUUUGUUCUAUGAAGAGAUUUUUUCAUGAUUUGUUGACCUGUGUUAUUUUUUCUCCUUUUUUUUUUUUGUUAAAUGAUAUAUCAUUGUUAAGGCUCCCAACAGUGAUAUUUGACAGAUCUAUGAUGCAGUUUACAAUAAAUAUCUAAGUGGUUUACUUCAUGUUAUUCAGGCAAUAGAGAUACCCGGGAACUUAGCAAAUUUGUUUGUUUUUUCCCCAUCUAAUUCAAGGGUACAAACUUUUAGAGUUACACCUCAGUAAAUAUAUCAGUUAUAAAUGAUAAACAUUGAUGUCUUUAUUGUGAAUGGUAAAACAUCUUAAAGCUAUAAUGACAGUUUACCUUGAAGCUAUAAUGGUGUAGCCCGAUUGAUAUAAUGAUCUGCAUCUGAAAGGCAAUAUCAAGAGAUAAAUUUUUUUAAAUAAUAUCAAAAAUUUUAUCAAGCUAUAAAAUAACUUUUUGCGAUAUAUAUUAUUUCGAUUCUAACACAAAAUCAACAUAUGUAUGCUGCCAUACCUGAUAAAAAGCUGGAUUAAGUCUGAAUUGUUUCAGUACUUAUUUUCAGUGUGUCACACUUUUAAUGGUUAUGCACAUGUCUAAAAAUAGAUUGUCAACAGUGAUUUUAUUGCAUAUUUACACACACAUUUGGUUUUUCUAUGUUCAAUAGGGAAGAAUAUGGAUCAUGUUAGAAUUUUCAUUUUGGUUUCCCUAAAUUGGAUAUUGUACAGCUUCCAAGAAUUGAAACUAGUUUAAGAAGGCAAUUUUAAGAAAUUUGUCAGGUAAAAACUUGAUGUUUUCUACUUGAAAUACAACUUUUAACUUUGCUUCAGUUUCAAGAAUAUGAUGUCAGUAUAUGUAGUUAUUUUUAGUUUUCAGAAUGUGCUUUUGCAAUUCGUUUGAUUUAUUGCUUAAGUGUAGAAGUGUUGUUUUUUUUUCUUCAUUUUUCAUGCACUGAAAUACCUCACCAGAUACUUAGAACAGCCUUUUGGCAAUAGCCAGUGUUUAAACAGGUCAAGGUCAGGCCAAAUGAGAUUUUUUUUUAGUCGUGAAAUUCGGUAAAUUUUGAUGAAAAAAAAAAGCAAAACCCACACUUUAUAUAAUUUGCCACAUCAGCCAAAUUAUGAAAUUAUUUACAGUCUAUCUGUCUUUGGAAACUUUUGGAUCUCAUUUAAGGAAAAUAUGCAUUUAGACUUUUAAGAACAGCUCUUUUUACCAGACUUAUUUAAAAGCAAGUGAAAUAAUGAAAUACACAGAAUUGUCAAAAUGUGACUUAUUUUUUUUUUUGUGUCAAGUAUUUUUUGUUUUAGAAAUACAGCAUCCAAUAAAAUUACGGGGUAUCCUAUAUUCAACAGUUGAGUUCAUUUGGCCUUUUCCAUGUAACAUCAAUGAUAAAACCAUUACCAACAGCAGUAUAUGACCGUAUUCCACCAAUGAAGCUGAAAGAGUCUUGCUAAAACGCUCCUGAUAGUUGAACAAUGUUAUUUGAACUUGUCAGAUAUAUAAUAUAAGGUCGAGCUUUGUAUUUUCUCCCUAUGAUUUGAAUAUAGAUAAGAUUAACCAAAUAUUUAACAUCAGACAGAUACAGAACGGGGAAAUAUCUAGACUGGAAAUAUCUGGACACAUACACACAGGGAGAAAUCAUACUACACUUGCCUUACAGCUAGUCCUAUAUAGUUUUCUCUAGCUGUGAACCCUGUCAAAUAUAUUUCAGCAUUGUUCAGUUGAUUGUUACCUAUAAAUAGUGAGUAAGGAAUAUUGCGCAUGUUAUGUCGAAUGGACUUAAAAAAUAAGAUUUGAGGGGCGUCCGUGGCCGAGUGGUUAAGGUCGUUGACUUCAAACCACUUGCCCCUCACCGCUGUGGGUUAAAAUCCGGACAUGGACUUUGGAUUCAUCCAUGUGAGGAAGCUAUCCAGUUAGCUUACUAGUUGGUGGUUCUACUCAGGUGCCCGUUUGUGCCUGAAAUAAUGCACGGAAUAAAGCUGGAACGUUGCAAUAUGACCUAUAAUGUGUCAAUGUGACAUAAAACCAAAAACAAACAAA
Messenger RNA from Ruditapes philippinarum (Manila clam), 9591 nucleotides. RefSeq names its product nuclear receptor coactivator 3-like. Gene Ontology annotation, biological process: cellular response to hormone stimulus; positive regulation of transcription by RNA polymerase II. Gene Ontology annotation, molecular function: nuclear receptor binding; protein dimerization activity. Bases 1 to 5418 code for a protein of 1805 amino acids. The transcript has 22 exons. NCBI's taxonomy places the organism in Eukaryota, Metazoa, Mollusca, Bivalvia, Venerida, Veneridae. Gene Ontology annotation, cellular component: nucleus. The record is from RefSeq and is a predicted model, not a curated record.